Triplophysa dalaica is the source of this 2278-nucleotide messenger RNA. It is a transcript of the gene srp54, whose product is annotated as signal recognition particle 54. The transcript has 17 exons. Gene Ontology annotation, biological process: SRP-dependent cotranslational protein targeting to membrane; SRP-dependent cotranslational protein targeting to membrane, translocation. Gene Ontology annotation, molecular function: endoplasmic reticulum signal sequence receptor activity; ATP hydrolysis activity; GTP binding. Gene Ontology annotation, cellular component: signal recognition particle, endoplasmic reticulum targeting; cytosol. Lineage: Eukaryota; Metazoa; Chordata; Actinopteri; Cypriniformes; Nemacheilidae. The record is from RefSeq and is a predicted model, not a curated record. Bases 223 to 1737 code for a protein of 504 amino acids.
AAACCGACUUCGCCGGAAGUUGAGGGUUGGGUGACGUUGGGUUUCGACUGAGAAAAACAGCUGCUGCGAGUUGACGGAAGAUUGGGAGAAAUCAUUGCGCUGGUUUUAAUUUAAUCCCGUGGUUCGGAGUGAGCAGUGACGGGAAGAACUUGGGGGGAAACCCCGAUCGCAUUGGAAAGACCUCAUUCUUUUUACAAGUUGGCAGCACUCUGAACCGCAAAAAUGGUUCUAGCUGAUCUGGGUAGGAAAAUAACCUCAGCCUUGAGGUCUCUCAGUAAUGCCACCAUCAUCAACGAGGAGGUUUUAAAUGCUAUGCUUAAAGAAGUCUGUGCGGCACUGCUGGAGGCUGAUGUGAACAUCAAGUUGGUAAAACAGCUCAGAGAAAAUGUCAAGGCAGCCAUUGAUCUGGAGGAUAUGGCCUCUGGGCUGAACAAGAGAAGGAUGAUCCAGCAUGCCGUUUUCAAGGAGCUUGUUAAGCUUGUCGACCCUGGAGUUAAAGCUUGGACUCCCACAAAGGGCAAAAACAAUGUUAUCAUGUUUGUGGGACUUCAGGGCAGUGGGAAAACCACAACAUGUUCUAAGUUGGCAUAUUACUUCCAAAGAAAAGGAUGGAAAACAUGUUUGAUUUGCGCAGACACAUUCAGAGCAGGUGCCUUUGACCAACUCAAGCAAAAUGCAACAAAAGCCAGAAUACCUUUUUAUGGCAGUUAUACAGAAAUGGAUCCAGUCAUUAUAGCAGCAGAAGGUGUGGAAAAGUUCAAGUCUGAAAAUUUUGAAAUAAUCAUCGUGGACACCAGUGGCAGACAUAAACAGGAAGACUCACUCUUUGAAGAAAUGCUCCAGGUGUCAAAUGCUGUGCAACCAGACAAUAUAGUGUACGUGAUGGAUGCGUCAAUCGGUCAGGCUUGUGAGGCUCAAGCUAAAGCCUUUAAAGACAAGGUAGAUGUGGCCUCUGUUAUCGUCACCAAACUGGAUGGCCAUGCCAAGGGUGGUGGUGCGCUCAGUGCUGUGGCAGCCACAAAAAGCCCCAUCAUAUUUAUCGGUACAGGCGAGCACAUUGAUGACUUUGAGCCUUUUAAGACUCAGCCUUUCAUAAGCAAACUGCUUGGCAUGGGUGAUAUUGAAGGACUGAUUGAUAAAGUAAAUGAACUAAAGCUUGAUGAUAAUGAGGAGCUAAUUGACAAGCUCAAACAUGGUCAGUUCACACUCCGAGACAUGUAUGAACAGUUCCAGAACAUCAUGAAGAUGGGACCUUUUGGUCAGAUCAUGGGUAUGAUCCCAGGCUUUGGAACAGAUUUCAUGAGUAAAGGAAAUGAGCAGGAGUCGAUGGCCAGAUUAAAGAAGCUCAUGACAAUAAUGGAUAGUAUGAACGACCAAGAACUCGAUAACAAAGAUGGUGCCAAGCUCUUCAGUAAGCAGGCUAACCGAAUCCAGCGAGUGGCCCGUGGAUCUGGAGUGGCACCCAGGGAUGUACAGGAGCUGCUUACACAGUACACAAAGUUUGCUCAGAUGGUUAAGAAGAUGGGAGGCAUUAAAGGCUUAUUUAAAGGAGGCGACAUGUCGAAAAACGUCAACCCAUCACAGAUGGCUAAACUGAACCAGCAGAUGGCUAAAAUGAUGGAUCCCAGAGUACUUCACCACAUGGGUGGCAUGGCCGGACUGCAGUCUAUGAUGAGACAGUUUCAGCAGGGAGCUGCUGGUAACAUGAAGGGCAUGAUGGGAUUUAACAACAUGUGAACAUUUGAGCGUGCGAGCUGAUAAUGUAAAAGAAUCAAAUAGUGUACCUGGGUUGAUAAAAGUGGUUUGAAUCUUAUGUCUUGCCACAAGUAAUUUAAUUAUUUAAAGGGUGUAAAACAUUUAAGGCUCAUUUACAUGUAAAGCCCAGUGUUACUGCAGCAGGAUGGACAUUGGGGACUGUUAGAAGAAAUCUUUCUUCCUGAGAUCAAUCAAGUGAUGUUUAAAAUGUCUUGAUUGAUGUCAGAUUGUUCCACUUUGCAAAUAAACACACAGUUUGCCAGGGUCUGGAGACUGGCCACUUUUCAUCUUUAAACUGGGAUAAAAUAUAAAGUAUACACAUUGUAAUUUUACAGUAAUCGCUAUGACCACGGCAAAAAUCUCCACACGUAGAAAUCAUGAUUUAUUGUAUAAUUGACUGUUUUUGAUUUCUAAGUUUGCCAUAGAAGCGCUUUGGCUUUGUAUCGGAGAUAAAUACACUAGAUGCAAAAUAGUAUGUGGUAAUAUUUUGUCAUAAUGUUAUAAUAAAAUUUAUAUGGCAACA